CAUAAAAUAUAGCCUGUUUUACAAUUUAAAAAAUAAAAUAAAAUCAAUUUUCGUAUAGUGUUCCUAGCGCCCUCUUGCGGCCCUCGGGUGUCUCCGGGCCCCAGUUUAAAAACCCGCAAUACAAUAACUAAUUGCGUUACACUAUCACAGAUACACACAUUGUUCUUUUGUUUGUUUUGUGUUUUGUUUUUCCUCUAUUUAAAAUUUUCAAACUUGCAAACUUGCUGACCUGCAAUUAUAUUGCGACUGCAGUUAUCUUAAGAUAUCAUAUUUUCACAAUUUUUAAGCCGUAAAAAAGGGCAGAUUUAGUUAGAUAUUUUAAAGUAGUUUUAGAUUCUUCUCUCCAGGGUGAAUGUUUGUCGGAAACAGCAGGACAGUGAUGUACCGCCCAUGUGUGUAAGUCCUGUAAGAGCGCAGCACAAUCAUCAUAAAGAUACUUUUUUGAAGCCUUUACGCGGUGAGUGCGUUCAUUAUUAAUCUGGUAUUUACUGUAUAAACUGACACAAGAACCCGGGUUAAGGUCUGAUAGAUGGAAAAUAAGUUUCUUAACUUUAGUUUAUGCUAGUCGAACAGAGUUAGAUGGCAGAUGCAGGAUGGUUAUUGAGCUGGAGCUGCGCUUUUGACAGUAGUUGAAUGGAGAGCCUUUUUCCCUGACCGUUCGCAGUGACGUGCUCAAAUAAUGCUGCCGCGUAGAAGCAUCAUUCCCGAAGAGUUCGCGUUCUCCCCGGCGCUCCUGUCGCCGAUUCACCGCAGACCCGUGUUCAGGGACCGCGUGAACAAAGCGCGCUUCAUCGCCAAGAGCGGCGCGUGCAACUUGUCGCACAAGAACAUCCGCGAGCAGGGCAGAUUCCUGCAGGACGUGGUCACUACUUUGGUGGAUCUCAAAUGGCGUUUCACCCUGGUCAUUUUCUCCAUGACGUUCCUGUGCAGCUGGCUGCUGUUCGGUAUGUUCUGGUGGCUAGUGGCCUUUGCGCACGGGGAUCUGGACCCUAACCGUAAACCUGGCGUAGAGCAGUGUGUCACUAAUGUCAACUCUUUCACCUCUGCCUUCCUCUUCUCCAUCGAGGUGCAGGUAACGAUAGGAUUUGGUGGGCGUAUGAUAACAGAGCAGUGUCCCACAGCCAUCAUGUUGCUCAUAUUACAGAACAUUAUCGGCCUAAUAAUUAACGCGGUCAUGUUGGGCUGCAUCUUCAUGAAAACUGCCCAGUCCCAUCGGCGCGCCGAGACCCUCAUCUUCAGCCGCCAUGCUGUCAUCGCCGUGCGUAACAACCGCCUGUGCCUCAUGAUCCGGGUGGGUGAUCUGCGUAAAAGCAUGAUCAUCAACGCAGUUGUGCACCUCCAAGUGGUCCGGAAGACCACUACUCCAGAGGGCGAAGUCAUACCCAUCCACCAGAUCGACGUCCAGACAGAGAGUGCCGUUGCCAGCAACAGCAUCUUCCUGCUGGCGCCCCUGAUCAUAUGUCACGUCAUCGAUAAGGACAGUCCACUGUACGAUCUCUCAGCGAUGGAGCUGCAGUGUAACGAUCUGGAGGUCAUUGUGAUUCUGGAAGGUGUGGUGGAGACCACGGGCAUCUCCACUCAAGCGCGCACCUCGUACGUGACUGAGGAGAUCCUGUGGGGCCACCGAUUUGUACCUAUAGUGACCGAGGAAGAGGGGGUGUACUCUGUGGACUACUCAAAGUUCGGAAACACAGUCAAAGUGGCCACCCCACGCUGCAGCGCCCGCGAGCUGGACGAGAAGCCCUCUAUCCUGAUCCAGACACUCCAGAAGAGUGAGCUGUCACAACAGAACUCUUUACGCAAAAGGAACUCCAUGCGCCGGAACAACUCUAUGCGUAAGAGCAACUCCAUGCGGCGCAACAAUUCCACACUUGCCGUGCCCAAAGUGCAGUUCUUCACUCCAGAGGGUGGACCAAAUCUAGUAGUCACAUGACAAAAGGACAGCUUAGUGAUUUGCACCAAUCUUUCUUUAAGUCCUUGUCUUUCUCUAGGUCCUUGACAAGCUCUUUCAUUCUUUUUAUCAUUCCCAACUCUGGCCCACAAGAUCCACUUUUCUGCAGAGUUUAGCUCCAGCAGUAAUAAAAUGCACCAGAACAAGCUAUUUAGUGGACUACUGAAAGUUUGGGAAGAUGGUUAAGGUGGCCACCCCGUGCUGAACUGGCCACAAGCUGGACGAGGACCCUCCAUCCUGAUCCAGAUGCUCAAGAAGAGUAAGUUGUUGCACCACAACUCUUUGCACAAGAUUAACUUCAUGUGUCAUAUAACUCUGUGUGCAAGGGCAACUCGUUGCACCGCAACAAUUCCACUCUUGCUUUGCCCAGAGUGUAGUUCCUCAUCUCUGAGAAUGGACCAAACCUUGCAGGCACAUGUCUUUCUCUAUGUCCCAUGUCUGGGCAUACUGGGCCCUUGAAAUAAAAAAAAAAUCUGGGUUUGGCACCAACCUUAAUAAAACACAGUUUUUAGGAUUACUAGGCCCUGUCCCAAAUGAGACCCUAAGCCCUUGUGGUCUUCUCCUUAGACCACUCAGCAGAAGUGUGCAUCGAGAGUGCAUAGUGCAGCAAAGGGUGCACUAGCGAGCAAUCUUCUGAAAAGUAAAAUAAUCAAUGGGACACCCUAAAGCAAUUUUUCCCAACCCUGUUCCUGGAGGCACACCAGCAGUACACAUUUUGGAUGUGACCUUUAUCUGACCCAUCCAUUUCAGGUCUUGGAGUCUUAUCUCAACCAGUGAACUGAUGAGUUGAUUCGGGUGUUUGAUUAGGUAGAGUUCAAAAACGUAGUGUUGGUAUGUCUCCAGGGACAGGAUUGGGAAACAAGUUCAUAAGAAGUUUGCCACUUGGGACAGGGCCUUGAUUCUGAUUGGUUUCCUGCAUGACUGUUGAUCAAGUCAAGUCACCUUUAUUUCUAUACUUCUCUAUACAAUACAGAUUAUGUCAAAGCAGCUUUACAGUGUUAAACAGGAAAAUAGUGUGUCAAAAACGCAAGAGGACAACAGUAAAGUAAAUUUUUCAGUUCAUCACUGAUUCAAGAGCAACAGUGGCAUGGAACCCAAAUUCCAUCUGUGACAGAAAUGGAGAAACCAGGCUCAAAUAAUGAUCUUCAAAUAAUGUGUAAUUCCUGAGAGCUCCACAAAUAAUUAGACACAUUAGUCAACAUGAAACAGAAAUUUCCUAUCUGGCUUCUAAAAGCAUAUUACAGAUUGUACUGUGAACAAUUCUUCUUACUUUCUUUUUGUAAUUUUAAAAUGUCAUGACUGAACAUUAGACUCACCUCUGGUGAUGUAUGUAAGUUGUUGUUGUUUUUUUACAUAACACUUGGAUUUUCUUUUCUUUUUUUAUAUCAAAAGAACCUUUUUCUUCUAUAAUGAACAUUUUGUGGAAUGGAAUGUCUUUUGUGGAUAUUAAGUUUUUCAUGUAACCAUCAAUGCCAAUAAAGAAACUUUAUUUUUAAGUGUACUUCUGUUUCAGCACGACAAUGACAAUGUUUCACAUUUAAAUAAACAACAUUUAUUUUUUCAUUUGAUCUGAAAUAAAUGGCAUAU
Messenger RNA from Carassius gibelio (silver crucian carp), 3538 nucleotides. RefSeq names its product ATP-sensitive inward rectifier potassium channel 8. Gene Ontology annotation, molecular function: ATP-activated inward rectifier potassium channel activity. NCBI's taxonomy places the organism in Eukaryota, Metazoa, Chordata, Actinopteri, Cypriniformes, Cyprinidae. Bases 680 to 1933 code for a protein of 417 amino acids. Gene Ontology annotation, cellular component: plasma membrane. The record is from RefSeq and is a predicted model, not a curated record. The transcript has 2 exons. Gene Ontology annotation, biological process: regulation of monoatomic ion transmembrane transport; potassium ion import across plasma membrane.